AUGUCCAACGUCUUUUUCGACAUCACCAUCGAUGGCCACCCCGAAGGCCGCAUCGUCUUCAAGCUAUACGACGAUGUAGUCGCCAAAACGGCGCGAAACUUCCGCGAGCUUUCUACGGGACAGCACGGCUUUGGAUACAAGGGAUCUGCGUUCCACCGUAUCAUCCCCAGCUUCAUGCUCCAAGGCGGCGACUUCACCCGCGGCAACGGAACCGGCGGAAAGUCAAUUUACGGCGAAAAGUUUGAGGACGAGAACUUCAGACUCAAGCACACUAAGCCCGGCAUUCUCUCCAUGGCUAACGCCGGCAAGAACACCAACGGCUCUCAGUUUUUUAUCACCACUGUCGUCACCUCGUGGCUGGACAAUGCCCACGUCGUCUUCGGUGAGGUCGUCGAGGGCAUGGAUCUCGUAAAGAAGAUCGAGAGCUACGGCUCGGCCUCCGGCACACCCAAGGGCAAGAUCGUCAUCGCCGACUCUGGUGUCUGUUAA
Sparassis crispa is the source of this 489-nucleotide messenger RNA. RefSeq names its product Peptidyl-prolyl cis-trans isomerase. Gene Ontology annotation, biological process: protein folding; protein peptidyl-prolyl isomerization. The record is from RefSeq and is a predicted model, not a curated record. Lineage: Eukaryota; Fungi; Basidiomycota; Agaricomycetes; Polyporales; Sparassidaceae. The transcript has 5 exons. Bases 1 to 489 code for a protein of 162 amino acids. Gene Ontology annotation, molecular function: peptidyl-prolyl cis-trans isomerase activity.